AAGCCUUACACUUUGCGACUCACACUCGAAAACCUGCGCGGCGAUAUACCUUUCGCUUUUAAUUUCUUCGCCGCUCCAGGAGCAACGCCCUACAACACCAACUCCACGACGGCGGCUGUACUAUACAUUGACAGCAAGCCGUUUCAAGCGAUAGCAUUUCUACGUCGCAACACUUUCCAGUUAUUUGAGACUAGCCUACCUACCUCUGCACAAUCCUGGAGGAUAUAGCUGAAGCGGGCAACAAGCUUAGCUCUCUCUGCAAUCCGGAUAUCUACUCGAAUAUGGAACUACCACAGGAACUCCUUGAUUAUAAUCCAAUUCGGCAUUUCGCUGAUGAAAUAACGCUACCUAACAAUGCGUUGGACAUGUUCGAGAAAAAGAUUGGCCCUAGGAUUAUUCUUUUUCCCGAUACAAAACAAAUCUUGAAGAUUGGUCAUGGCAUCGCACGGUCAGAGGCGGACGCGAUGCGCCUUUUGGCCACUCAAACGUCCGUACCCGUCGCUAGGGUCGACCGUGUUGGUGAAAGAGGAGAUUCUGGGUACAUAUUGAUGUCGCAAUUAGAGGGACAACCGCUGGCAGAUGUCUGGUCACAUCUAGGAUGGGAAGCCAGAGCUUCUCUAGCACAAGAACUACGAGGUUACAUUCAAGAAUGGCGGGCACUUCGAGGCGAGUAUUACGGUGCUCUCGGCGAACAACUUUGCCAAGAUAUUUUCUUCAAGCACCUUCCCGUGUACGAAAAGUCCGAAAUUAACUAUGGUCCAUAUAGAACACGGAGCGAAUACAACGCAGGGAUUAGGAGAGCCCUACAAAUGUCAAGGCCGUUCGGGAUCUUUGACGAAAGAGACGAAGCUCUACUAAGCAAGGUCGGGACCCUUGAAGAUACGGCCAUCGUUUUCACGCAUGGUGACCUUCAUCUGGAUAACAUCCUCGUCAAAGACGGCAAGAUCUCUGGUAUUCUCGACUGGGGGGCGUCAGGAUACAGCAUCAAGGAUAGGGAGUACUACGAAGCACGAUCAAGGGCAAGAGAUCUGGAAUGGAAAGCUGUACUUGAAUCAGUUUUCGCUGGGGAAAUUGACAUGACCACCUAUUUAAUCCUUGAGCAACUUGACAAGGAAUUGGUAGUAUAUUCUGGUUUCUGAAUGGCUCUAUACAAAGGCUUUUUCUACAAAUGUAUCUCCUACCUACGAUUGGGAGUCCAUCUCUUCCCUAAGCUCUGUGAUAAUACAGUCACUGAUCUCCCUACAAGCCCUUAAACCCGUUGAGAAGUCCCUGCAGGAACCAAUUCCUCAGCUUCAAGGGCAAUUAUACACUCCAUUGUCCAGUCUUGACACCUGUCUACGCCGUUCCGUGGAGGUGGCUCAUGACUAAUAAUCGAAUUGGCCUGCGUGUAUUGACUGACAGUAAGGGAGGCGACUUUCGAAAUCACCCUCGGAACU
Dothidotthia symphoricarpi CBS 119687 is the source of this 1436-nucleotide messenger RNA. Its product is annotated as kinase-like protein. The record is from RefSeq and is a predicted model, not a curated record. Bases 282 to 1139 code for a protein of 285 amino acids. NCBI's taxonomy places the organism in Eukaryota, Fungi, Ascomycota, Dothideomycetes, Pleosporales, Dothidotthiaceae. The transcript is spliced from 2 exons.